Molecule: messenger RNA, 5783 nt
Organism: Parasteatoda tepidariorum (common house spider)
Lineage: Eukaryota; Metazoa; Arthropoda; Arachnida; Araneae; Theridiidae
Product: glucosidase 2 subunit beta
Biological process (GO): N-glycan processing
Cellular component (GO): glucosidase II complex
Molecular function (GO): calcium ion binding
Source: RefSeq, a predicted model, not a curated record
UUGAUCUGAACAGAAAUAGGUAGUCAAAAACGCUUAUCAUUACUCGGCAUCUUAUAAAACUUUAAUGCUGACUGUUUCAAACAAUAAAACUGCUAAACUUAGAGAUAAAGCAUAAAAAAAUUAAAUACCCUUAUUAUUUUUACUCUCAAGAUCUAAUGCGUGGGGCAUAGUUUUUAUAUUGAGCUGGCAGGAAGUUAAACAUUUUUCUUAUUUGUUGAACAUGUAUUUAGUUGUUUGUUUCAUUGUUGUGACUUUUUGUUACACAUCAACAAUAUCUGCUACUGUUGAAGUUUUACGACCUAGAGGAGUAGCUUUGUCAAAAAAAUUGUUCUACAAUCCUGAUCAAGACUUUAGGUGCAUAGAUGGAUCAAAUAGCAUUCCAUUUCAGUUUGUAAAUGAUGAUUAUUGUGAUUGUGAAGAUGGAUCCGAUGAGCCUGGUACACCAGCGUGUUCUAAUGCCCUCUUCCAUUGUAUUAAUUCAGGGCAUAUUUCUUCAGAUAUACCAUCAUCAAGAGUAAAUGAUAACAUUUGUGACUGCUGUGAUGGGAGUGAUGAAUUCAAUAGUACAGCAGACUGUAUAAACAUUUGUAUUGAACUUGGACGACAAGCAAAGGAGGAACAACUCAAGCAAAGGGAACUUUUUGAGCAAGGUUUUGCUCUUUGGCAACAGUAUAGUGCUCAAGGAAAGCAAUUAAAAGAAAAUAAUAAAUUGCAAGUUGAAAAUCUUAAAUCAGUUGAAGUGGAGGAAGAAAGAAUAAAAGUUGAUAAGGAAGCUGUAAAAAAUAAUGCAGAAGAAAAAGAAAAAGCUGCCCUGGAUGUUUAUAAAACAGCAAAGGAUGAACAAAUGAAGAAACAUGAAGAGGAAGAAAUGCUUAAGGAUCAAGAAAAGGAAAAGAAGAAGGCAGAAGAAGCAUUUAAUGAGUUAGAUAUUAAUCAAGAUAAAGUUCUUACUUAUCAAGAGAUUCAGGAAUUUCAGAAAUUCGACAGUGAUAAGGAUGGAAUUGUUUCGGAACAAGAAGCAAAAUUUUUUCUUCAUAUGAAAGAGUUUAUGCUGCUUGAGGAAUUUGUUUCAAUUGGAUGGAUGAUCAUGAAGCCAGUUUUUGAAAGUGAUAAAGAACCAAUUACAGAACCUCCUCUUAAAGAAGAAAGCGAAAAGGAAACUGAUGAACCUGACAUUAAUGAGGCUGAGACAGCUGAAGAAAAUGAUGAUGAGCCUGAGGAAGAGAGCUUUGAAUCAUAUGAUGAGGAUGAGGCCCUGUUAAAUGAUGAUGCUGAUAAGCCACCUGUUUUUCCCCCUAAAGAGGAAGUAGAAGAAUCUAAACCUCAAGAACCUGUAUAUGAUGAAGAAACACAACAACUUGUUGAUGCUGCAAAUGAAGCUAGGCGUUUGCAUAAGGAAGCUGUAGACAAAGUGGAAAAAACAAGAGAAGAAAUUAGACGUCUUCAAGCUGAUAUUGAAGCUGAUUUUGGUAAAAAUGAAGAGUUUGCGGUACUGAAAGGUCAAUGCUUUGAUUUUGAAGAUCGAUAUUAUACUUAUAGGUUUUGUCCUUUUGAUAAAGCUAGUCAAAUAGAUAAAUCAGGAGGCUCUGAUGUUAGUUUAGGGAAAUGGGGAUCUUGGAUUGGACCUGAGGAAAAUAAGUACUCAAAAAUGAAAUAUGAAAAUGGACAGAUGUGUUGGAAUGGUCCUACUAGAUCUGUGACUGUUUUACUGCAGUGUGGUCUUGAAAACAAACUAUUAUCAUCCAGUGAACCUAAUCGUUGUGAAUAUCUAUUUGAAUUUAGCACACCCUCUUUGUGUUCUUUACAAUUAAAUAUGCCUAAUAUGCACCAACAUGAAGAACUAUAGAAAUUUUAGGGAUGAACUUAUAUAAAUAAAACUUAUUUUUGUGGUUGUAUCUAUAAAUUAAAGAAUAUAACACAAAUAGUCAUGCUCGCUAUAUAACUUUCAUAAUAACAAACAAAAAAUGUACUUUUUUAUUGUGAUAAUUCAGUUGGAAACUACUUAUUAUAAACAAGAUAUGCGAGUGUGAAUUAUAUAUAUUUUCAUACACAAGUGCUGUUACUGAACAACUUUUAAUUAAAAAAAUUUCUUUUUGGAUUUAGUUUAUUUUUGCAUAUUUUUUAAACAUUUUUUUUAAAUCUAUACCUUUUAAUGUGCUACAAUUUUAAAAAAUGUUUCUCUUAAAAAUGUAUUUAUGUUACACGUUAAAUAAAUAAUGAAACUCUUAAUUAUAUGGGGAUAAACAUAUUUAUAAUUCAAAAACUUUGUAAUUAGACAAAAUUUACUAGCCAGUCAUUGCGAUAAUCAACAAUAAAUAGGAUAAAUAAAAUUUCAAAAAUUCUAUGGGGUAAUUAAUUUAAUCUAAUUAAAGAAUUAUUUAUUCUAUUAAAUUAAAAGAACUCUAUAGGGUGCUGAAUAAGAUAUAUAUUCAAGGAAUUUGAAUCUGCAAUAAUUUUUUUUUGCAAAUAAUUUAUAAUAUUACAAAUAUGUGAGGGUAAAGGCACAUUUUAGUCAUAUUUGUUUUUUUAAAUUUUACAUCGAGGUUAGUAAAUUAGGACAUUGUUUCUAUUUCUAAGUAUUGUUAUUACAUAUAUAAAUUUACCCAAUAUCUAUCAUGUACUGUUCCUAUUCAUAUCUCUGCCUUUUUCUAUUCUNUUUUUUUUUUUUUUUUUUUUGAUCUCAUUAAAAUAAUCUGAAAAUUUGAUAUAUUGCUCAGCUUUCUUUGUGCUAUGCUUCAAGUUCGUUAUAAAAAUGUAAUAUUUAUGCUUUUGAACAUUAUGCAUGCAUUUUUAAAGAUUUAAGGUUAAAUUUGCUGCUAUAAUUUGUGUAUGUAAUUUUGAAUUUCAUUUAAACUAAAAUUUGAAACAAUUUUUUAAAAAAUAAAAUUUAAAUAUUUGUUGUAGUUUUUUGUAAUUUAAAGUUACAAUAAAUUAAAUAAUCAUCAUGUAUUGUUAUAUAUAAUUUUAAAUGUAUUAAAACCUCAAAUUUCUUUAUGUAUUUUGUGGAGUUAUGAAACUGAUGAGAGACUCAAACUUUAAAUUUUUUGAAAAAAUUGUUUCCCCCNCCCCCCCCCCUCUCAAAUUACUCUAUUUUCAAAAUGGUCUGGUUUUUUUUUGUACCCUUUAUUUUUUAAUUUAAUAACGUUUUUAAUCUUUUGUAUCUCAGAGACAAAUCUUAAUAUUGUGUUAAUUAAUGAAAUCCAGACUAAUUUGUUGAUGCUUCAACGAAUCAACAUUAAUUUUUAUACUAUUAGAUGUAUUAAUGGAGGCUUUAUCAUUUAGUAAAAUGUAGAUUGGGAAAUAAUAAUAAUCUAUCAUUUUGUGUUUUAAUCUAACUUUGAAAAGUACUCUAGAAAUAUCCAUUAAUGCGGAAAAUCAAACCUAAAAAUUGAUAAUUUUGGUGAUUCUUUAUCUAACUUAUUUGUUUCUAGAAUUUCUAAUUUGUUUAUGAUAAAGAUUAUUUCAAAAAGUUUUUUUUUUCAUAUGAGCCCCUGUGUGUGGUUCUAUCUUGCUUAAAUAUUGUCUCUGGGUGUCUUUUUAAAUUAUUAUAUAUAAUCAAUUAUUAAAGUAGUCAUCACAUUAAUUUAGGUAUUAAAUCUUCUAUGACUUACUUUCUUGGUGACUUAAAAGUUGUUAAUCUUGUUACAUUUUACAUCAUUAAUAUGUUUUAAUUUUACAGCAGCUUUUUGAUAACUUUAUUUACUGUUUGCUUUUUAUAGAGAUAAAUAUAUUUUGUAAUCAUAAUAUGUGACAGUUUAAUGUGUGUACAUAGAUAUAAAUCUUAUAUUAAAUUAAAAUAGUUCCUUUCUAUUGUACAAUCAUUUUUAGAUAGACAAUUUUUUAUGAUCAAUUAAUAGUUAACUUUGUAUGAGAUAAUAUAUAAUUUUAUCAAUAUUAUAACAUUCUAUUACAUUAUAAGUCCAAAUUGUUGGAUAAGUUAAUUUUAUAUUUAAUAAUGGUAUUGCCACUAACCGAUUCAUUUAUUGUACCUGUAUUAAUUUCAUUUGCAAUAUAAGCUCUGAUGUGAUCUGUAUUUUUAAUUAGGCUUUUCUCUGUUAUAGAAUUAAAUUAUGUUGUAUAUUUCAUGUAUGUGAUAUAGUAAAUGAAGUGUAUAUCAGGGCUCCAAAAAUUCUGUUUUUACAUGCUUAAACAUCUUUUUCAAAUACUUGUUAAUGAAGUGAUCUAAAGGUACCUAUAUGAAUCAUUUAAAAUAAUGCAUUUACCUCCUCACUUACCAGAACAACAAUUGAAAAAUGUAUUGGUAAGUAGGAAUGAAUUUUAAACAAGCUGUAGAUAUUAAUAAUAAAAAAACCAGUUCUGACAUUGUGAAAUUUCAUGAAAGAUGCAAAGCAGAUGUUAAGUUAAAGCUAAAACACAUCUUCAUAUCACUUCUCCCUUUGCUUUUACAAUUCAAUUUCAACUUUAAUAUUUGCUAUUUUUUAUGCAUAGCAUUUGAAAUAAACUUUUUUCUUUAAAUAAAGCUAGGCAUGAUUAGAGAAUUAAAAAAAAAACAUAUGAUGAAAUAGUUUAACUUUUGUUUUAUAAAUUUGAGGUUGAGGUUGCAUUUGGUCACUUUUUUAAUGUAUUUCUAAUUACAUAUUUACUCACAUCUAGCAUGCAAGACAAUAAUAUUUUUAAGGCAAUGUUAUUGUUAAACAUAAUUUUUUAUAUUUUUAUCUCUAAAUGACUCUUCUAAAUAUUUUUUUUAUCUUUAUAAUGAAUUCCUAUUCUCUAAAUGAAUUACUUUUGAGUCCUGGUAUUUAUCUUACAUGGUAUUAUUUUUUUAAAUAUUUUUUAUGAAGUAAAUUCCAUAUAAAGUUUGAAAUUCCAGAUUUUGUUCCCUUUUUUUGUCAUUGGGGACAAUAUAAUCACAUUUUAAACAGCACAUGUAGCACAAUUCUGAUUAUAAUUUUUGAAAAAUGUUAUUUCAUUUCAAUAGUUUGAAAUACAUUCAAUGAACAUUUUAUGCUUAAAAUUAUACCCGUUAAAAAUUAGUUUCUUUAAUUAUCUUAAUAUUUAAGUUAGAAUUUAAUUUUAGCAAGAGAUGUUCCAUUUAAUUAUUACUUAUGUUUGUGAUAAAGUAACAUGAUAUUUGAACAAAAACUUGUAUAUUAGAAGUAUUUAAAAUUUGCAAAAAUUUUAGUUAAAGCAGCAGUGAAAAAAUUAAAAUUCUUUCCAAACCAUUUUUCUAGAAAAAUAGCUCAUUGGCACCCCUCUUUAUUUCUAAUGUAGUUUAACAAAUUCUAGGAAAAUUUUAACUUUUUGCCAUAAGUUAAUUUUUUAGUUAUAAUUUAAUAAAGAAAAGUAGUUUUCACCAGUCAAAAAACCUGUUAUUUCUUUCCUCUUUUAAAAAUUAACUAAUUCAACAGCAAUAACCAAAUGUGAUGUAAUUUUUACAUCAAAUUUUUCACUUGAAAUUAGCUCCAUGAUAUUUUUUUCUGUCAUAAUCAUCGAAAAAUUAUAUAAAAUUUGCUUGUUAUGCUUUAAAAACAAAAAUUUAAAGCAUUACUGAAUAGUUAUUGUUUACUUCUGUUGAUAAAUAACUAAUACUGUAAUUGUUAGGGAAGUAAUUUUUCUGUGUUGAAUCUAUUUGAAAUUAAAUUUAUAUAUAUUUGGCAAAAUAUUGUUUUUUUUUUAUACAUCAAGUUGGGUUUUUUUUCUUGAUAUAUAAUACCUUUAUCUCAAUCUAAGUUUAAAAGCAUUUGAUUAGAAUUUGUUGUUAAUAUGCAAUGAUUGAACAAAAUGCUUUUUAUAAAUAAAUGAUGUUAUCAUUCCAUUUUCAA